UUUCGGAGCUGAGUAUUUAUGAAACAAUUAUUUCAAGCAGAAGCUUUGUCAUUUCAAUUAUUUCAAAAAUAGUUUGAUGGAAUCAAACCCGGAAGGGAUAAACUCCAUGGAUGAGGAGGGUGAAGGGCUGAUGAGAAGCAACAAUGUAGAAGUGGAUCCAGACAUACUAGUCACCCAAGUGAUGCAGAGUAAGAUGUCCGGAUGUCCGAAAUUACUCCCCAAAUGGGCCAGCGGCAGCCGCAUUUUCCGGGCACCCUCGGAAUUGUUGGGCACCGAUUCGGAAGCGGACGCGCGUCCGUAUCAGCCUCGCACAUUCUCAAUCGGUCCAUACCAUCACGGGAAGCCGCAUCUGAAGGAGAUGCAGGAGCACAAGUUGAGGUUCUUGGAGAGAGUCGUAAAGAGGACGGAGGAAAAAGGUGUGGGAUUAGAGGAGUACGUUAAAGCCGUUAGAAGGUUAGAAGAAGAGGCCAGAGAUAUGUAUUCGGAGGUUAUCAAUCUCAGCAGCGAUGAGUUUGUAGAGAUGUUGGUUCUUGAUGGCUGCUUUGUGCUUGUAAUCCUCCAGCCAAGAAGCUGGGAUUUGGUUCUCAAUGAGGACCUUCCAUUGUGUUCAAUAGCGCAUUUCAUAUACGAUAAUUGCUAUCAAGACCUUUUCUGCCUCGAGAACCAAAUGCCAUACACGGUGCUCCACACAUUGUUCACACUUACUGAAACAGACAGUGAUGCAGACAUCGAUACCAAGCCCCGCCUGGCUCGCCUCGAUUCUUUGGCCAACAUCGCCCUCGAGUUCUUCGAGUUUGACCCGGAGAAGCUCGAGGACUUGUUCGGGCCGGAUUUCAAAAUCCUACAUCUACUCCAUUUAUUCCGGAAAGGUUAUUCUCUUCAUCCGGCCAACUUGCACUUGGUGUUAGCACCCACAAGGACAUCGUCAUGUUUGUGGAGGACCCCCAGCACUGUGAAGGAUUGUGGGACUAUUGAAGAGGGCCUAAUGAAGAAGAACGGCAUCCAAAGCAUCUCGAAGAUGCCCCUGCUAUGGUUUAACGACACGAUGUGCGACUUCUUGCUGAACUGCGUGGCGUUCGAGAUAUGCUACCCAGAUGCAGGCCGUUACAUGUCAGACUACGCACAGUUUCUGCACUGCCUCAUACACACCCAAGAGGACGUGGACAUUCUGUGCGAGGCCAAGGUUUUGCGAAUUAAUUAUGGGAAGGCAGGUGAGGUCGCCGCCUUUGUGGGCAAGCUCGGCAUGGCUUUGCAGUCCAAGAAGCGAGGGUUUUUCGGCAGCUACUUGGGGGAAGUGUAUGCUGGUGUGAACAACUACUACCACAACGAUUUGCACAUUUAUUUGGCCGAGGUCAACCACAAAUACUUCAGCUCCCCUUGGACUCUCAUCUCCCUCCUCGCUGCCAUUUUUCUCCUCCUUCUCACUGUCCUCCAGACCAUUGUAGCCAUUUUGGAUUUAGAAAAGAAAAACUAGACAAAUAACUUCCCAGUCCAACCAAAUUUUAUUUCGACCAUCCUUUUCUUAGACUACCCAUAAAUUCCAAUAUGUACGCUUUCAAUGAAUAACAAAGCACCCCAUCCCCAUCACUCGUGUUUUUCUCUAAAAAAACACUUGUAUAUGACACUUGUAUAUCCGUCACUGGUCAUAUUAUUACAUCAACACAUAAUAGCUACACUUAAACGUACUCAAAGUAUUAUUUAAUUUUAGCUUUUAAAAAAUUUCUAAACCCAAAAAUUUCAUUCAUAGGAGUACAUCUUCCUCCUACACUCCCCCUUCUCUCAUUCAUACGAUCGCCUGAAGGCAGUGCGGCAGAAAUGCCGCCGGCGAUGGAAUCGGGCCGACGAGGACGCAUGUCAAGAUGUCUUUUGCUACGAUGGUAAGGGAUCCCAUCCCCAGCCAUCGAUUACACUCGCAGACUUGUUCCUUUUCCGACGCAGUUGAGCUUGGCUUGUCUGGUGCUUCAGAGGCUUUCCGUCUGUCUCCUUCUCCAACGACGACUUACAGGUUCUCUCCCAUACCUUCCGAUUCGCUCUCGUUGGUACUUUCCCGUUCAGUCACCCCCCAUACCUGCGAAUGCGAUUCGUAAUGCUUUUGAACAGUUACGGUUCUCACAUCCCUAUUCAGUCGGAUUGCUUCACUCUAACGUUAUUCUCAUUAAUUUCAAGUUCGAUUUUGAUUUUAAAAAAUUCUGGGAAAGAAAAUGUUGGGAUUCCUUUGGGUACCACAUGGUGGUGACCCGAUGGAUGUCCGACUUCUCUGUUGAACGGGACUCACCCUUAGCCCUAGUUUGGAUUUCCCUCGACGGUUUAUUCCAGAAAAUUUUGUAUGAAAACCUUGUCGGGUGUGUUUUGAAGAACAAAGAAAUAUAAUUAAUAUAAUUAAUUAAUUAAUUAAAAUGACUAAAGAAAAAACAGAAAGUAGAUGGAGCAGAAUUAGCCAAAGUUCGUGCAACGCACGAUGUCCUUAAAACGUAUUUGUUGCCUCCCGGGGUGCUAGGAGCAUUGCAACAAUCGUUUCCCAGGAUACGAUGACUACGAACAAUAGUUUGAGCACUCAAACAAAUUGUUCCGGCGAACGAGAACAAGUAUGAACACCAAGGAAUUUUUCAAGAAAGCUAGAGGUAUUUUUGAGAGCUAAAGAGUGCGAGGUGAUCGUUUGUGUGUGUUGUUGCAAACCACCUGCUAGCCG
Cuscuta europaea is the source of this 2689-nucleotide messenger RNA. Lineage: Eukaryota; Viridiplantae; Streptophyta; Magnoliopsida; Solanales; Convolvulaceae. The record is from the annotation of a GenBank genome assembly.